AUGAACGAAUCUUCUGACGACCCUCCAUUAAUAGACCGCAUUGCUCGCCACCUCCACAUCAGCGUCGAUGCUCACGAAACCUCCCUAGGCCUCAACAGCCACAGUAAUCACGACCGCAAUCCUAGCCUACCCAUAGCAGAUCCCUCUGUUCAAAAAAUUGACUCAACCGACAGCAUUGGUAGCCAACCAAGUUGCCAAUAUGGAUCGAAGGCUACCCUCACGAAGGAAGCAACCUCGGUCUGCCCUCCCGCCUCUACGAAAUCCAGUACAGGCGAUGGAGAAAACUCUGCCUCCAUAGAAACUGUGGAGAAAGGAUCUCUCAUACUUCAAACGUGCCAUACCGUACGCUUGAUAAUUUUGUCAAGCUGGGUCAACUGGGCUCUUCUUUUUGUUCCCGUUGGAAUUACCCUGGGCGUGGUGCACCGUAUCAUGGGCCAUAAGAGCCCUAUCAGUCCAACCGUGGUAUUCUCUAUCAACGCUGUGGCCAUCGUUCCUCUUGCUUCGCUUCUUGGCUUCGCGACUGAGAAUGCUGCGAGAAACUUAAGCGACACAACUGGAGCUCUGUUGAAUGUUACAUUUGGGAAUGCAGUGGAGCUAAUUAUAUUCAUGUAUGUCUUCGGAAGGAAUCUCCAGUUCAUUUUUCACAAUCAUCCCCAGUUCGCCAUUCAUUUUCUCAUCACCCAAAAGACCCUGGCCAUGACACUGACUCUGGUUAACACGCGAACACUAUAUAAUUCAAACAUUACCCAAAUGAGUGCCGCUUUACUCAGUCUCAGUGUCAUGAGCCUUCUCUUACCAAUCCUUCUGCUGGUAUAUGUUUUAUACUUGCUAUUUCAACUGAAAUCUCACGCAUACUUCUAUGAAAGUACCCCUCAACACAAAAUCGACGAAGAAUCGCAUCCAGGAGUCCUGGCCGACAUGUUAAAUUCCUCUAGCUCAUCGGAAUCCAGCUCAUCAAGUGACAGUGAUAGUGACGGAACAACCGGCUCCAAUACACGAGCCUUGCGCAUCAAAAACGCCCUCAAGAAACGGCGGCGCCGUAAACAUAGCCUUAAUUCAAAAGACAUGCGACAAAGUCUCUCAUCCGCUUCUGCAGUCAGCUGUACCGCUUCGUCAAGUUCACAGCCAAUCGCAGUGCCAGCUUUAUUUCAUCCUGAGCAUCAUACACAAUCUACACAGGCAAGUGUGGAACUAGAAGUCAGCAGGGACGAGAGGAAUGUGGAUGAGACAAAUAAUAUUCAUCUCCUUACCCAACCCAUUUCUCGGGAUUUUGCGGGCCUGGAUUCCUCGGUUAACUCCCCCGAAAACGGUCAAAAGACAUCAAGGAAAUGCCACAGUCACAACAAAGGUAAAAACCGAGCGGACGCUGGCGAUGACCUGUUGGCGAAAGCCAGCGAUCAGGUGGAUCAUUCAACAUCCGACUCUACUCCACCUACGCAUGCCAGAAGGCAGGUUAACUUUGUCGCUGAUAUCGCCAAUUUUACCGAGCCAGGAACUACAAGACGACCGUUCACUGUACGCAGCCUGUCUACCCGCCCGGUUCUUCCGCGAGUUUUUACAAACAGGCCACAAUUGCACUCCACACAAUCUACUUCCAUGAGUCCCUCUGGCAGCCAGCGCAGUUCCCAUGACAAUGAAUGUAGUCUGAGGCGUACGAAUUCGCUUCCUGGCCGCUUGCAAAGCCCGCUUAAUCACCAGGUAAUGCCUUCAGCUCAGCCACUUCCACACCUCAUCACCAUGACCCCAUCUCAGAGUCCCAACGGGCUUGAAACCGAGAUUAAAGGAUCGUUUCGCUUGUCCCGCACAGCUUCUAUCACUCUCCUAGUGGUGUCCACUGGCCUCGUUGCGGUCUGCGCAGAGUUGCUCGUCCAUAGCAUCGAAUACCUCGUUGAGAAUACAGGUGUCAGCCAAGCCUUUAUCGGAUUGAUCAUCUUGCCCAUUGUUGGUAAUGCUGCUGAGCACCUAACUGCAGUGACGGUAGCAGGCAAGAACAAAAUGGACCUGGCCAUUGGUGUUGCACUGGGGAGCAGUAUUCAGAUUGCCCUCUUUGUAACUCCCAUAAUUGUGCUUCUAGGAUGGUGCCUUAAUACUGAGAUGUCGCUCUAUUUCAGUCUCUUUGAAACAGUCUCGCUCUUCGCCUCUGCUUUUAUCGUAAACUAUCUCGUUCUGGAUGGCAGGACCAAUUACCUCGAAGGGGCUUUGCUGAUAUCCGCCUAUAUAAUCAUUGCCCUGGCGGCUUUCUUUUAUCCCUCAUGCGAGAAUCUCAGCAUGGCUAGUGGACCACAUGGUGCAAGAGCUUGUUAA
Messenger RNA from Histoplasma capsulatum G186AR, 2304 nucleotides. RefSeq names its product H+/Ca2+ exchanger. Gene Ontology annotation, molecular function: calcium:proton antiporter activity. The record is from RefSeq and is a predicted model, not a curated record. The transcript is spliced from 4 exons. Gene Ontology annotation, biological process: intracellular calcium ion homeostasis; calcium ion transmembrane transport. NCBI's taxonomy places the organism in Eukaryota, Fungi, Ascomycota, Eurotiomycetes, Onygenales, Ajellomycetaceae. Gene Ontology annotation, cellular component: fungal-type vacuole membrane. The coding region runs from base 1 to 2304 and encodes 767 amino acids.